UCGGUCGUGCGGUCGGGAUCAAUAUACGUUUCUAAGUAAUUGAACUGUUGUUAAACCUGUGAGAUUGAAUUAGAAGUUUGUCGAAACAAGUUCAAUUGAUCGUGACAGUACUCAUCAAGUAGAAAGAAAUGGCAGUGUAUUUGAUGCCGAAGACUCGAUUAUUAUCGAAAGCGGUCAAUUUCAAACCACUCCCCAACAAAUGGUCGACAAAAUGGACGGUAGUUAGGCGGUCGAUCUCAAGCGGCAAGCAUCAGGAGCAGAGUUCGACUCAGCAACAUUCUAGCCACCAGCAGCAGCAGCAGCAGCAACAACAACAGCAACAGCAGCAGCAAGGUCGCCAAUCUACAGGUAAAUUUUACAAAAUUCAGAGAAAAUGGAGUUGGAAGGCAGGAGCGGGUUGGACUAUAUUAUCCGUUUUGGAUUGGUGGUUACUAGCUGCCGGCGGCUGGUUAACAUGGCGGGGCGUCUUUCUUCGUUGGACCCCGAUCGGCAUCUGCAUGAUCGCCGCAGCACAAUGGCACCUUCAUAAUCGUGAACUCGAUAGGAAGGGCCUCCCACGAACGGCAGCUUCAUGGCAGAUGAACGUGUAUUGUUCCCUGCCAUUGAGGUUGAUGAGCAGAUGCUGGGGUUGGUUGGCAGACUGUCGCGUGCCGACGCCCGCCAGGCCCCUCGUCUAUGGUCUGUACUCAACGGCAUUCGGUGUGAACAUCGAGGAAGCUGCGUCGUCCGAUUUCAAAAAUUACCGUAGUCUUGCAGCAUUUUUCACACGAUCUCUGAAGGAUGAUGUGCGCUAUGUCGAUCCGAAAAGUUGCAUUGUUUCUCCAUGCGACGGGCGGGUACUGCAUUUUGGUACCGCCAGCAAUUGCCAAAUCGAGCAGGUUAAGGGUGUCUCGUACAGCCUGGAAGACUUUCUCGGACCACCCACCUGGAGUGAUAAGACCGAUUGCCCUACUAUCACCGAGAAGAUCAAGAAAAAAUCGCCCGACAACGUACUGUAUCAGUGCAUAAUCUAUUUGGCACCGGGUGACUAUCAUCGCUUCCAUUCGCCGGCUGCGUGGAAACCGGAAAUCAGGCGACACUUCUCGGGCGAGCUGCUAUCAGUAAGUCCAAAAGUCGCCAAAUGGAUGCCAGGACUGUUUUGCCUGAAUGAACGUGCCCUCUACAUUGGCAAAUGGAUGCACGGAUUCUUUAGCUUUACCGCAGUAGGUGCCACCAAUGUUGGAUCGGUUCAAAUCUACAUGGACGAAAAAUUGAAGACAAAUCAAUGGGUUGGCCUGGAAGUUGGAACGCACCGGUGCAAGCAAUACGACGAGCUUGUCCUACCGAAUGAAGCGUUCCUGAACAAGGGAGAACUGCUGGGUCAGUUCAACAUGGGCAGUACGGUUGUGCUAAUCUUUGAAGCUCCACGGGAUUUCAAAUUUAACCUCCAACCGGGUCAAGUGGUACGUAUGGGCCAGCGCGUGGGAUGCGUUGGUGGCAGCGACGAACAGGUCGAAGAUCUGAACAAAACUAAGAAACUGAUUGAAUCCAUUUGAUUGGAACCAUAUCUGCUGGCCAGCCUUUUCGCUGGAAAAUAGUAUGUAUGGAAAUCUUGAUUUUUCGCUUGGAAUGGUUUAUGCCACGAAUCCGUACCUUACAAAUGUAUUUGAACGAUACUACGACUGCGUGAUGAAAUUAUACACUACAGUGACUAUUCCCAGCCUUAUAGCGAUAUAAUUGCUCAGUUUGACGGUCACGAGGGUUUAUGUGAUAUUAAGCAAUCGCGAUCGUGCAAUAGUUUACCAAAACGUGAACAUCACACACUCACAUCCAGAAAGCAGCCGAAAUCAUUGCAUGCGUAGUACAUAUUGUACAUGUAUUCGUUGAAAUAAAUAGGAUUACAACAGAAAUGAUAGGACUUUUCUAGGACGAUUGAGUGCCAUCUUUCCCUCGAGUUGUGUGCAAAAGUUUCAGAUUUUGUUUGUUCACCAAAUUAGUUUAAGUUAUAAAAGAAACCAUCAGUACUGGUUGAAUACGUAUUCUAGUUAACUUGAAAAUUAUGAAUGUUUGAGAUGUUUUGUAAAUAAAACAUAAUUUUUAAGC
Molecule: messenger RNA, 2082 nt
Organism: Ochlerotatus camptorhynchus
Lineage: Eukaryota; Metazoa; Arthropoda; Insecta; Diptera; Culicidae
Gene: Pisd
Product: phosphatidylserine decarboxylase
Exons: 7
Coding region: 129-1535 (468 amino acids)
Biological process (GO): phosphatidylethanolamine biosynthetic process
Cellular component (GO): mitochondrion
Molecular function (GO): phosphatidylserine decarboxylase activity
Source: RefSeq, a predicted model, not a curated record